UGUUUACGGGGCACGGAAGAGUUGAGAUUCAACAUGACAACUGACAUUUGAAGCUAACCAGGUUGCAGGUAUUUUCGGUGAAAGCUGCGUGUCCCAUCACACAGUCAUCAUGAAUGAGCCAACAAAAGAUGACAUUUAUGCGUACGCCCUGUCCAAGACCCUGACAAAGGUUUCAUCACCUGCAACUGUAGGACUCUACUCUUCAUGUCAGAAUCGACUAAACAUGAUUCUGGAACAAAUGGAAGUGUACAUGAACCAGGAGGCUUUGAGGAUUGAAAAGGAAUAUAAAGGAAGAUCCAGGCCUCGCUCAGUUCAGCCUUCAUUUACUGACUUUCUAGCACUCUUUGGCCGACUGCUCUUCUACAGGCCAAUUUGGACAAAAGAGAACCAGCAGCACCACAACGUCAGGUUCAUUUAUGUGCACUUUAGUGCUUGGCAUUUUGCAGGCAGUGACCUGCUUUGGGCGGGCAUAGCCAUACGGCUGUUUCAGGCCAUGCAAUUGAGCUUUGGGAAAUUACAACUUGUACUUUACCGUGUGGCUCAAUACGAUGAAGAGGAGGAAGUCAAGCAGAAGAUUGUAAAGGAUGGUCCAGAUCAUUGGAGAACUAAGAAGAUUUGCUGCUGCCCGCUGUGGUUACUCGUCUUGUGUAUUCUUGUGAUACCAGCUAUCAUCCUGGUGUUCGGGUUGACAUUUGGCCUCCCCAAAACCGAGGUGAAACCAAACGGGACGGAGACUGCAACAAAUGGCCAGGUGGGUGUGCUGGAGGGCCUUAUCAUUGCUGCAUUAGGAGUCCCUGCAGCCAGUGCAUUGAGGUUUGCCUUCAUGAUGGGCAAGAACCUCAUUUUUAGCCAGGAGCUGAACAUUAAGAGGGGGAUGGACAACGAACGGAUCAGCAGCCAACUGGGCUUUUUGAAUGAGGUCCGAAAGGAAAUGUGGCUUUUGACUCGCUUCAUCGAGUUUAUGGAGGUGUUUGAGAGGAGAAGGAUUCGAGUAGUGCUAAACAUCACCAGUCUCGACCGCUGCUCUCCCAAGAAAAUUGUUGCAGUCCUGGAUGCCAUCAACAUUCUGCUUUCAGAUGAGGAUAGCCCAUUUAUUUCCAUUCUUGCAGUAAACCCCCAGGUUCUUGUAGAGAAAGUGAACUUUGCAGAUGGCUGCUUCAGCAAAGAGGACAGAGCCUAUGCACUGUUGAACCGCAUAGUGACUCUGGCCUUCACGGUCCCACCGCUGUGCGAUGAUUCGAGGCGCAAUUUAUUUUACAGCCUCUCUAGCACUUCAAAAAUCCUUGAGGACUCUUCCUCAAGGGAAGGUAAACACAAAAGAAAUGCAUCUUUCUCAAAUGUCCCUUUAGUGGAGGUUGCAUCAGAAACGAAGGAGACAAAUCCACUGAUCAAUAGAAAUACAGCACCACUGGAUGUACAGGAGGAGGAAGUAAAGAAUUUGGUCUGGAGCAUUCUGACCAGCAAUGAAAGGAACCUAAACAAGUACAUGUUAGAUGAUGUCAUGUCGAUGAGGAGGGUCAUCAACUCUAUUCAAGUAACUGUGAUAAUCAUGAAGGCCUUGAAGAAAGAGCUUCCUCAACCAGAACGCAUUGCAGCAUGGGUGGUCUUAGCCAAUCAGUGGCCCUGCCGGCUCAGCUGGAUUAUCCAGUGCGUAGAAGAUGCUCAGCAGAGGGCAGAUAUUGAUCAUAACAAUGUCCUAGGCGUGGACAACUCAAAGACCUUAUGGGAUGUCUUCCGUGGGUCUCGGGCAGAGCUGUAUGUGAUGAGCACACAGAUUGAGGACCUCCUUGAGCAGGAUGGAGAUCCUGAGAUGUUUGAAAAAUUCCUCAAAGUCGAUUUCCAGUUCACUGUGAACGACUUGAAGAUGUUUGAAGCAGCAACAGUGAACCUGGAUCAUUCGAUUAGGAGGGAGCUGGCUCAGAUCAGAGGGACAGCCAGGCUGAAAGAUUCCGGUUGGAUGAGGGACCUCGCUCCUCUGCCAAUCACAACUAUCAUCAAAAUGAGUACAGAGGAUGUGUGUAAAGAGUUGGAGAGGAUGGAAUACACCAGCAAGUACAUCGAUAUUGUGAAAAGCAAUGACCUCAAUGGUACGGCGCUGGUCUUCGGUGAUGUAGAUGACCUUAAAAACCUCCUAGACAUGACCUUUGGUGAAUGGGCAACUUUCAGAUUGCACUUUUUGGGUUUGCCAUCACAUCUUCGGCCCCGAUACACAAAUAUGCCGCCAACACCUUAUCAUUCUAAGAGCCAGCUGUCAAAAUACCUCUUACAUGCUCCAAAGCAUUACUCGUCGAAUCCAAGUGCGGUGAACAGUUCCAUGUAGGAAUGCAGUUCAUAUAAUAAGUCUGAGAUUCCUAAAAAUAUGAUCUGCAUGAGCCACAUUCAUUAUUAUUGACAGCAACAAUACGCAACGUGUGCAUAGAGUUCACAUACAGACGGUAAUCCGUGUUGAUGUUACUAAUGAAUUAGUUAAAUAAGAAGGCAAUAUCACCGCUGUACCUGUGUGAUAUAUGAAGCCAGAGCCAGCAGGUAAUUAGCUUAGCAGAACUGGGAGCCGGGGAAAUUACCCAGCCAUGGCUCUGUUCAGGUUUAAAAAUACACCUAUCAGCACCUCUAAAGCUGGCUGUGCUCGACACUGCUCACCAAGAAGUAAUAUUCCAAUAAAACCACAUUUCACAUUUCUGCUUUCGUGUGGAUUAAACAAGCCAUAUGCAUUGUGUUAAUUACUCAUUUUCAGAGCCAGGCUUGCUGUUUACAGGGAUGGGUCAGAAAGAAAUUAAGUGAAUUUUGUUCCUAUUAGCACAUCUGAUAGUUUGUGAUGUUAUCGAUGAAUUCUGCUUUGCUUUAACUGUGAAAAAAAUCAUGUUUCCCACAA
Messenger RNA from Stegastes partitus (bicolor damselfish), 2872 nucleotides. It is a transcript of the gene nkpd1, whose product is annotated as NTPase, KAP family P-loop domain containing 1. The transcript has 6 exons. Bases 110 to 2320 code for a protein of 736 amino acids. The record is from RefSeq and is a predicted model, not a curated record. Lineage: Eukaryota; Metazoa; Chordata; Actinopteri; Pomacentridae.